GCAAUUUCCCCAACCUCUCGAAAACCGAGCGGUCGCCAUUUUUGAAGCACCAAACAAAUACACAUUAAACACACCCUAUUUAUUGUAUUCUCUCUCUCUCUCUCCACCAUUGCUAAAAUAAAACUAGUUUCUCGAUUCUAUUCCUUCCUACCUCUUGCCUACUUCCUUUGAAUCUCAUCAAAAUUCUUUACAUAUAGACGUAAAAUCCUAAGAUAAUCACAAUCUGUUUCUCUGAAUUUUCUUUCUCUCGGCCAUGGCUGACAAGUCGGAGAAGACGGUAGUCGAAGAGGUCUCGAAAGUGGUGGAGUCAGCCAAAGAGUUGCAGGACUCAGCUGCUUCCUUGAUUUCCAGAACCACUCUCGAAGAAGACGCUCUCAGACAGCGAUCUCUCUCUCUCGAUUCCACUAUUCGCAGACUCCGUUCCUCCAUUGCCUCCUUGCUCCACCAUGGCCAAUUGGAUUCCAAAGAAGCCGACAAACUGGAAGAAGAAUUGUAUAGAGCUAGCUACGUAUUGAGUGAAGGAGAUGCGUCGGCUUUUAUUCCAAUUCCAAGCAAAUCUCAUGGGAGGUUCUUGAGUAUGUUUCUUGGCCCGAUUAAUGUCCGUGCAACUAGGAAGGAUGUUAAAUUGAAAGUGAAAGAGGAGUACAAUAGCUUCAGAGAUAGAACUGCGUUUCUGUUUCUUUUUUUCCCAUCACUGCUACUUGUGUUAAGGUCGUGGCUAUGGGGUGGAUGCUUACCGGCAUUGCCUGUUCAGCUUUACCAGGCAUGGUUGUUAAUUCUCUACACAGGUUUGGCUUUGCGAGAGAACAUACUUAGAGUGAAUGGAAGUGAUAUUCGCCCAUGGUGGAUAAAACAUCACUACUUCGCUAUGGCCAUGGCACUUAUCAGUCUCACUUGGGAGAUAGAAAGAGAACCUGAUUGUUCCCAGAAGCAGAGAGGGGUGCAACUUUUCCUUCAAUGGGCUAUCAUGCAAGGAGUUGCAAUGCUUCUACAAAAUAGAUAUCAACGGCAAAGGCUUUAUACACGUAUUGCACUCGGCAAGGCUAGGAGAAUGGAUGUUGUUUGGGGAGAAACUGCUGGAGUUGACGGUCAACUAUGGUUGUUGGCACCCAUUCUAUUCAUAUUACAGGUGAUUUGUGCUGUACAAAUGCCUGUUUUGGGGACCAUGCCCACAAAAGAUCAUAUUAAUGGUUUUGAAUUAUAUGUCGGAAUUUUGCUACUUAAAACUGCACUGGCUGGUGUUGUUUCUGAGUGGCAGGUUGUUACCUGUGGGGUGCUACUGAUUGUUAUGGCAGUUGGGAAUUUUGCAAACACAGUGCAGACACUAGUGGCAAAAUCUCGGUUUAAAGCGAAAAUGAAGAAAACUAAAAGUAAGCCAGAACUAAAUUAGGGAUCCCAUCCCAUUCCUUAUAAUUUGUGACCGGGAAGACUGUUGUGCUAGUUGAGUUCGAGGAUAUGAGAAUUUCUUUCGUAACCUGUUAUUCCUUGUAACAACCUUUUCACCUUUAUACGCUUAGACUAGCGAUGCUGUUUGUGAGAGUGACCUUUACUUGCAUCAAAUAGAGCUAUAUUUUGGUUGUUACAGUUGUACUAAUAGUCAAUCAUACCUAUUAUUUUGUGUAAUUUGUCUUUUUGUGAAUUAAGUAGACACAUUGUACCGUUACCCCUCCAAUGCU
Camellia sinensis is the source of this 1676-nucleotide messenger RNA. RefSeq lists its product as uncharacterized. NCBI's taxonomy places the organism in Eukaryota, Viridiplantae, Streptophyta, Magnoliopsida, Ericales, Theaceae. Gene Ontology annotation, cellular component: membrane. The record is from RefSeq and is a predicted model, not a curated record.